AUGCGCAAUUGGAAGGCCGUGUCCGCCAAUGUCAUGACACACCGAGACUGGGACAUGAUCGGGCUCGAAGAUGUAAUUGGUGCAACGACGACGGUCACGACCGCGCUUGUACGGCUGGUCGAGAAGUGCGGAGAGUGGCAAUUCACUUCUCUUGCAACGCUGCGUACAGUCCUGGCUAAUCGCAUCUGCGUGCGCGAAAUGAAUGAGCUCAGUGAACCGUCUGGCUGGUGGUUCAGGUACGGGUUCGUGCUGCUCCGGCAGUUCAACGCUGGUAUUAGCCCGAGCGAUGCACAACGUGACUGCCUAGCCCAUAUCGGCAACCGUGGGGCUCUGCGCCUCAAUCAUGGGACAACCACAGCCCAGCGUCACGGUCGUUUAUUGAGAUACCCAAUGGAAUCCUCGCGCCUCGCCCCCCUGCACCCGUCAACCUCUGGGCCUCCCUCACCGUUCCGGAGACGACCGCGAUUGUCCACUGGUUCGACGCCCCUGAACGCGGACUCAACCUCACCUCCGGCACGUCAGCGCACAUCUCCGACAACUACAUCUACCAUUGGCAUCGGCGCAUGGCGCCCCGCCAAAGCCGACGCGCUCGCGUACGUCGCAGACCCGGGGAACACCGCGCCUCCCGACCGCUACGCGCGGGUGACGAUUCACCAUGGCGCGGUGGAGGUCCCGAAGGUGCAGGACUAUCUGGUGGGCCCGCUACCGAGGUGCCGUACAACGUGCGGGUCACACGACCCUCGCGGAGAUCCAGCCGAUCCAAUUGACGUGAUGCCCAAGAUGGCAGAGGCAACUCAGGUGCGCGCGACAGGCCCGCAGGGCUUCGAUGGCUCGUUCCACCGAGGCUGGGUUAACUGGCGGCGGAACGUCCCCGGGCUAUCAUUCUCUGAAGCAUUCCGGUUGACGCGCGGGCUGAUCGUAUACAACCACCAGGUGUUCGAGUCUGUAGACGACUUCAUGGGCGCAUUCCGGAACGGGACGCUCACGCGCCUCCCCGCGCGCCCGGACAGCCGCGACGUCGACUGGACGACGUGCACGCGGCCUGACAGCGCCCGCCGCGACCUGGAUCAUCUCCUCGGGCUGCGGUCGGUGUCGUUUGCUGGGCUGCGCUUCCGGGUGGAAAGCAAGACGCAGUACUCCGUGGGACAUCACCGCGGCGAGCGCGUCAUCUACGAGAUGCGCAUCGUCUUCGGCCGCCAUCACCACCUCCAGUUCAACGAGAUCCCCGCGUCCAAGACCUUCGCUGAACCCGGAAAGACCACCGUUUACUACGAUGAUUCCCAGACAAUCGACCUCGACACUGUCCCCCUCAACGGCAGUUUCCUCGCUAAGACGGCUGUAUUCAGCAUUGACCCUUUCAUGCGCGGCCGGAUGCGCGACCCAAGCAUCGGUUGUGUUGUGCCAUUCUAUGUAGGUCAGCUCUCACGUUGGGUCCUGACACUCCACGAGGCUAAACGGCUUCACCGGUGGACGUGUUCUACGCUCCGAGAAUGCAGCUGUCAAAGAUGGUGA
Messenger RNA from Fomitopsis serialis, 1512 nucleotides. RefSeq lists its product as uncharacterized. Gene Ontology annotation, molecular function: copper ion binding; primary methylamine oxidase activity; quinone binding. The transcript has 13 exons. Gene Ontology annotation, biological process: amine metabolic process. NCBI's taxonomy places the organism in Eukaryota, Fungi, Basidiomycota, Agaricomycetes, Polyporales, Fomitopsidaceae. Bases 1 to 1512 code for a protein of 503 amino acids. The record is from RefSeq and is a predicted model, not a curated record.